CCGCUACUUCCAUCGGUGCUUGAGACAGGGCAAUCCGAUGCUCUUCUAUCGAUUGCUUUGGCCUCGCAGUUUCCUGUUUGGAGCGGAGAGAAAACAUGGCGGCCCCCUCGUGUGAAGUAAUGCUUGCUCCUGUCAAAAAGCCAACAGUCCGAGGACCCCGCCGAGUGGCCAAUCAGAUUCCUGAUGAAAUCCUGCAGGAUCCCGAGUUGCAGGAGGCCAUGAAAGCCUUACCCGCAAACUACAACUUUGAGAUCCCCAAGACCGUGUGGCGAGUCAGACAAGCCAAGGCAACAAGAGUGGCUCUGCAGCUUCCAGAGGGCCUGCAGUUAUUUGCUUGUGUCAUCGCAGACAUCAUCGAGAGGUUCACGGAAGCGGACACCAUCGUGAUGGGGGACGUGACAUAUGGGGCUUGCUGCCUGGACGAUUUCACCGCCCGAGCCUUGGGAGCCGACUUCAUGGUGCACUAUGGACACAGUUGUCUCAUCCCCAUCGACUCCACUACCCAAAUUAAGAUGCUUUACGUGUUUGUGGACAUCCAGAUGGACAACGCACACUUACUGGACACGGUCAAGUUCAACUUCCCUCCUGGACAGUCCCUGGCGCUCGUGAGCACCAUUCAGUUUGUGGCUGCACUGCAGGCUGUGAGUGCAGCCCUUAAACCAGAGUAUGAUAUGGUGGUUCCACAGUGUCGACCUCUGUCACCAGGAGAAAUUUUGGGCUGCACCUCUCCUCGCUUGGACCGCCACGUCAAUGCCAUAAUGAAACCGGAGUACCCAAAGAAAACCCACGCAGGCACAGGGAGAACAUGUAAACUCCACACAGGCGAGGCCGGAUUUGAACCCCGGCCCUCAGAACUCUAUUUGGGAGAUGGAAGAUUUCACCUGGAGUCGAUCAUGAUCUCAAAUCCAGAUAUCCCUGCGUACAGGUACGACCCAUACAGUAAAGUCUUCUCCAGGGAGUACUACGACCACGUGGCCAUGCGUGCCUUGAGGCUAGAGGCCAUCGACAAGGCUCGCUCAGCCCAGAGAUGGGGGCUCAUUUUGGGCACGCUGGGCCGUCAGGGAAAUCCAAAAGUUCUGGAGCACCUAGAAUCAAGGCUGCAGUCGUUGGGCAGGCGCUUUUCUCGAGUUCUUCUGUCUGAGAUUUUCCCCAGCAAGUUGGAUCUAUUGCCUGAUGUCGAUGCGUGGGUACAGAUUGCGUGUCCACGGCUGUCCAUCGAUUGGGGUUCGGCGUUCUCAAAACCCCUGCUGUCUCCCUAUGAGGCAGCAGUGGCCCUCCAGGAGACGUCCUGGAAGGAGGUCUACCCCAUGGACUUCUACUCCAAUCAGAGCCUCGGGCCGUGGACCCCCAACCACCCGGACAACCAGCCUGUUCGCCCCACUCGAGCAAAAGCCCAGGUUGGCUCUCCGGCUGCUUCCCUACAGAAAGCCAACAAGCAGCCUGCCCAGGCGCAGUGCGCCCCCUGUGGCUGCCAAGGGGAAUAAUGCAGCAAGAGUUCUCAAGACUGAUUAGAAGAAAGUGGGUAUACACUUAAGCCAACCUGCUAAAACGAAUCCCUUACUUCUUACAGCAAAUCACUCUGUACUUCUCCACACACUGCAGCAUUCAGAACACUUGUUAACACACAUGAGAUAAUAUCUCUGACGUCCUCAUGCAUGUUCAUUAGUAGCAUUCCCAUGGAGAAGUUGUCGGAGUUUUGCCCCCAUGCGCUGGAAAUGUAAUGGAGAGACGCCAUUGGGGACUGUGUGAAGGAAAAAGAAAGUGAGACAAUGACCAAGAGUGUGGUGACUUUGGUCGGACGCGACCCACUUGGAUUUGAUUUAAAUGCUGUACGAGCAGUGUUCUUGUUGUUCACGCCAUGCUUCACACGCAGCCCUUCUGGGAUCCACUCUAUGGGAUGAAGCACUUUUUUAUUUUUUUUUAUUUUUUUGUUUUUUUAAAGCACAGCAAGAGCUUUCUGCCCAAUAGCUCUGCUACGACAGCACUGUAAUUGUUACUUUUAUGACAUUUUAGUAAACAAUAAAUGGAAAACAAAUUA
Messenger RNA from Phyllopteryx taeniolatus (common seadragon), 2038 nucleotides. RefSeq names its product diphthamide biosynthesis 1 (gene dph1). Gene Ontology annotation, molecular function: 2-(3-amino-3-carboxypropyl)histidine synthase activity. Bases 96 to 1484 code for a protein of 462 amino acids. Lineage: Eukaryota; Metazoa; Chordata; Actinopteri; Syngnathiformes; Syngnathidae. The record is from RefSeq and is a predicted model, not a curated record. The transcript is spliced from 14 exons. Gene Ontology annotation, biological process: protein histidyl modification to diphthamide.